This is a messenger RNA of Daphnia carinata, 2420 nucleotides long. It is a transcript of the gene E(Pc), whose product is annotated as enhancer of polycomb homolog 1-like. Gene Ontology annotation, biological process: regulation of transcription by RNA polymerase II. The record is from RefSeq and is a predicted model, not a curated record. The transcript is spliced from 9 exons. Gene Ontology annotation, cellular component: piccolo histone acetyltransferase complex. NCBI's taxonomy places the organism in Eukaryota, Metazoa, Arthropoda, Branchiopoda, Diplostraca, Daphniidae. Bases 255 to 2381 code for a protein of 708 amino acids.
AGUUUGUCUUCUGCGUCGAAUUUUCAUCGCUUGUCCGCCAUCUUGGCACGAGCAAAACUUACCAGCAGAUUGUUUGAAGAAAUUUUGUGAUUAUUUCCUCUUUGGAGAGUGCUUCGACAAGAAACGACAAUAUGGCUAUGUGUUAGUUAAGAUGCAGUGUUAAUAAGUGUGGGGUAGGACCCUCUUAGCCCUACGUUGGGCUAGAUUUCCAGCAAAUUGCUUGAUCGGCUCAGCAGAUUCCCGGGCUCUUCAAGAUGAGCACGACGAAGUUAUCGUUUCGAGCCCGGGCUUUGGAUGCCGCCAAGCCCAUGGCCGUCUUCAUGGCCCAUGAACUGCCAGAUUUACCGGAUUUCACGAUUAUCAAUCGCGCAGUCCCUCAAAUGCCAACUGGCAUGGAAAAGGAGGAAGAAACGGAACACCAUCUGCAGCGAGCUAUUGUCACUGGCUUGAUUAUUCCUACUCCAGAAGUGUUCCAGGUUGAUGAAGCUGGUUGCUACAGUAGAUGUUACCCAGGAGAAUGGAAAGUGCCAAGAAACCUUAUUCACAUGCAACCAUUUACAAUGGAACAAGACAUUCCAGACUACGACAUGGAUUCAGAUGAUGAAAGAUGGAUUACUUCUCAAGCAGGAAAAUUAGACAUUACUCCAUUACAGUUCGAAGAAAUGAUGGACAGGUUGGAAAAAAAUUCAGGCCAAACUGUAGUUACCCUCAACGAGGCAAAAUCAUUGUUGAAACAAGACAAUGAUUAUAUAAUUGCAGUAUAUGAUUAUUGGCUAAACAAACGUCUCAAAAUGCUCAAUCCGUUAAUUCCACAAGUGAAGACGGAAAAAUUCGGAGGGACUGGUUCCAGUGGCAAUCCGUACAUCGCUUUCAGGCGUCGAACCGAAAAGAUGCAAACACGCAAGCAUCGGAAGAAUGACGAGGCUUCAUACGAAAAAAUGUUGAAACUGAGGAGAGACCUUAGUCGAGCGUUGUCACUUUUAGACAUGAUAAAGAAACGUGAAAAGUUUAAGCGAGAAGUUGUUCACUUUGGUAUUGAAGUUUACGAGAAACGUUAUCAACUCUCCGACUAUUCGGGACAUGUCAUCAAUGAAUUAACUGCUCAAGUUAAACAACAACCUCGUCCCAAUUCGGCACCGUUGUCCACUAUUCAGAGCUCCAACGUAUGGCCUAAUGCAAUCCCCCCUUUGACUGGAAACCUUCCUUCUCUACAAAGAAAUCGAGGCCGAUCUUUCAAAGACGAGUUGCUUAUCCGUAAAGAACGCCGGAAUUACCGGAAAAGGCGGCAUAAGAAUUCCACAACCCGAGGAGGAUUGGCAACAGCCGGAGUUCCUACACCGACUGCGUCAACAGUAUCGGCAUCAGUCGCAUCAUCAGUGCGUGGUAUGAGUUGUUUUAGCGAUGGACCUUCUGCGAGCUCUGAGGAUGAGGCAGAAACUGCCGCUGUUGCAUCCCAAAGCGAAGCUGAUGAAGCUGAAUCCGACAUCGAAAAACAAGGCCCCUUUACAUUUCGGCGUAAACUUCACUGCAACUACCUUGCUCCGACCCAGGUGUCAAGUCCAUAUCCCUACCAUGGUCCCGAAGAUGGUGGGCUAACUGAUCAGAGGUUCCGAUUCUGUCUGACAUCUUUAGCGACGCCCCGGCGUCGUUGUAUUGGGUUGGCCCGCAGACGUGUCGGGCGGGGAGGAAGGGUUGUCCUGGAUCGCACUUCUUCUCCUUAUGACGCCACUUGGGGCAGUAUGGAUGACAGAUCUAGCCAUCAGACUCUAUCUGAAGAUUUGAAGGAAGAAAUCCGAACAAGCUGGAAACAUUAUAGGCCAAGUUCGCCCGUCGAACAACUGAUAGAAUCGAAUUGCAACGACCCCAGUACCAAUACUGUCGGUUCAGAUGAUAUCCAUACGGAUGAAAAAGAAGAUCAUUAUCAGAAUUUCGAUUCUCCGACUGUUGACAGUUUGUUUUUCGAUGCCGGUCUAGACGGCUUUAGAGUGCCACCUUCUGAGUUUAGCCCACCUUGCGUCACCAAUUCGAAUUUCAACGUUAUUGGUGACACUGCGUCCUCUAUGGGGAAAAUGGAUCUAGACUGGUGGAAUUAUUUUGACUCAGUCCAACCCGAAGAUGUUACGGGAGAGGCUAACCCGCAGGAAUUGAACGGCAAAAAACCACUUCCCUCUGUUCAUAUGAAUGGAGUAGGAUCACCUUCAACUGCGACAGAUUCCCCAUUCUGGAAAAUUCCUAAGAGUGCCUCUUUGCCGAAUAACGAUUGUUCCAUGGUCAAUCCAUGCUUGGGCGAUUUACACACUGCUGAAGACAAGGACCAAAGCAAUCAAACUGUCGUCGAUUUUCUGUUGAUCGAUUCGACAUUUGCCAUGGAAGUCACGUGACUUGCGCUAAAAUCGGAUCCACGCGGAAAUCAACCUUGU